This is a messenger RNA of Trachemys scripta elegans, 4369 nucleotides long. RefSeq names its product REL proto-oncogene, NF-kB subunit (gene REL). Gene Ontology annotation, cellular component: cytoplasm. Gene Ontology annotation, biological process: innate immune response; response to cytokine; cellular response to stress. The coding region runs from base 275 to 2107 and encodes 610 amino acids. The transcript is spliced from 10 exons. NCBI's taxonomy places the organism in Eukaryota, Metazoa, Chordata, Testudines, Emydidae. The record is from RefSeq and is a predicted model, not a curated record. Gene Ontology annotation, molecular function: RNA polymerase II cis-regulatory region sequence-specific DNA binding; DNA-binding transcription factor activity, RNA polymerase II-specific.
GGGGGAAGGGAGAGAUUGCUUCUAUUGUAGGAGUAUCCCUGUCGAGAUCAGACCCCUCCCUCCCCGGCUAACAGCACUGCGGCCGCAGCAGGCGUGUGGGGGAACCGGCCAGUUGGCGCUACGACGUCACCCCAGCGGGAAAUUCCCAGCCGCGGGGAGGAGCGGCCGAGGUAGGGCCGAGAACAGCUGAGCCGGAGCAGCAGGACGGCGCGGAGCAGCUGCUGCCGCCGCCGAGAGUCCCGGGCUGAGAGCGCGCGCGUGUGUAGCGGGCACCAUGGCUGGUGGGUCUGAACCCUGUGUCGAAAUAUUCGAGCAACCCAGGCAGAGAGGCAUGCGUUUCAGGUACAAAUGUGAAGGACGAUCAGCAGGCAGCAUUCCAGGAGAACGUAGUACCGACAGCAAUAAGACAUAUCCCUCUGUAGAGAUUCUGAACUUUGAUGAUAAAGUGAAAGUAAGGAUUACAUUAGUGACAAAGAAUGAGCCCUACAAGCCGCACCCUCAUGACCUGGUUGGAAAAGACUGUAGGGAUGGCUACUAUGAAGCAGAAUUUGGACGAGAUCGCAGAGUCCUAUCUUUUCAGAAUUUGGGCAUUCAGUGUGUUAAAAAGAGAGACCUGAAAGAAUCAAUCUGUUCACGAAUCGCAAGAAAGAUCAAUCCAUUCAGUGUGCCCGAAGAACAGCUGCUCAAUGUUGAUGAGUAUGACCUCAAUGUCGUGAGACUCUGCUUUCAGGUAUUCCUCCCUGAUGAACAUGGCAAUUGCGUGAUACCACUUCCUCCCGUCAUCUCCAACCCUAUUUAUGAUAACCGAGCUCCUAACACAGCAGAGUUGAGAAUCUGUCGUGUGAACAAGAACUGUGGAAGUGUAAAAGGAGGAGAUGAAAUAUUUCUACUGUGUGACAAGGUUCAAAAAGAUGAUAUAGAAGUCAGAUUUGUCUUGAAUGAAUGGGAAGCCAAAGGUAGUUUCUCACAAGCUGAUGUACAUCGCCAAGUCGCUAUUGUAUUCAAAACCCCACCAUUUUACAAAGACAUCACUGAACCAGUUAUGGUAAAGAUGCAGCUGCGAAGACCCUCUGACCAGGAAGUCAGUGAGUCGAUGGAUUUCAGAUAUCUACCAGAUGAAAAAGAUCCUUAUGGUAAUAAAGUGAAAAGGCAAAGGCAAAUAUCAACAUUGGCUUUGCAAAAGCUCAUGCAGGAAUAUGGUCCCAAUGUGUCCGAGAGGCCCAAAGCAGCUCCAUUCCGGUCUAUCCCUGGCGAAGGGAGGAUAAUUAAGAAAGAACCAAAUAUGUUUUCUCAAACUGCGAUUAUGCCGCUGCAGAGAACUCCUGUAAGCACCAGUCAAAUUCCGUCUUACUAUUCCCCACCCACAUGCAAUUCAAAUCCAAUCCCACAUCAGCCUACAAAUGUGCAGGCCAUGGGACCGGUUAAGCAUGAUGAAGCUCUUUCUUCAUGUUGGCAUUCCCCAUGCUCCUCUUCUUCAUCAGGCAACACAGUUAAUACACACCCACAGAACAGUUUUGUGAUGGAUGCACUUCACCCUAACCCACAGAGUAGCAGUUCUCUCUCAGCUCUUCAUGAAAAUGUUCUGAACUGGACUGAUCAGAAGGAUAUAAACUACUAUAGAGAUUUCACCAGCACAAAUGGUAUAGGAACAUCAGCAAUGUCACAGCAAGACAUGCAGAAUGUCUCUGAUAGCAGCAUCAUGCAUCAGGCUCACACCAUAAACGUCACAGCACCCAGCAUUGUUAACAUGGAGACUGAUGAAAUGGGAUGCAUGAGCAUGAACGUAGAAAAGACAUCAUUUAAUCAAGUUUUAAAUCCAAGUGAUCACAGGAGGCAAAUCCAUCAGGUGCCUUCUACCAGUACAUCUCUAGCAGCUUCUUGUAGCUCAUCCUUUAAUUCACAGUCCAACGCAUUUCAUUCAACUACUUACAGUUUCCUAGACCCUCAAGUUAUGAACGAAUCAAGGUCACCCAGCAAUCUUAUUCAGAAUAAUCAAAAUAGUGCUUCCAAUAGCCAGUACUAUACAGAUGGGACCCAAGGUGAAGAAGAGCUUUUGAGCACCUUUGGACUCACUUUAGAGACGCUAUUGCAGAGCUUCAACCACUGAGUCUCUGUUUUGCUGUCAGUCUGAAAACUAGUAUCCAAAAUUUCUCUAAUGGCCAGAGACAGACAAUUUAUAUGUAAUUGAAUAUUCAUAUUCAUAGUUACUGCUGUGGGAGCCUAACUUUUCCUCUCAGAAUGUUUGUCAGUGCAACUUAUUAUGCACGUUUCAGACUGUAAUUAGGGUGGCUGAUCAAAGGUUGAUGCCACAUUAAAGGUGACAUUAGGGAAUAGGGUUUGGGAAUUUGUACAUCAAAAUAACCCCAUAUAAUUUUUUUACAGUGUUGGAAAGGGGUAGUGAAGGGGGCUGCUAAGUGCUAAAGACCUCCUGCACUCAGCAGAAGCUCACUGAUGGAAACAAGUAUCUUCAUGGGGCUACAUUUAUAUAAUUUAAGGGAAAGAAGUAGUUGGAAACGAAAACAGUUGUUGCUCCUUACAAAAUUAAUAUAAAUUUGCUAAAUAACAAACCAGACAAUCCAGGAAUUGGCCACUGCCUUACAUCAGCAGGACCCAUUUAGUCCUCUUAAUAUUUUCUUCUUACCUGAUAGCGCUAUCUCAACACUUUUUAUAUAUACAUUUUUAUUGCUAAACUUAGCUUUUAUGCACUGAUAUUUUUUUUUUCACAUUUAUAUGUUCACUCCAUUUGCUUAGAAAGCAAAUUUAGUCUUAAAAAUGGUAAUGACUAUGUCAUUGUUAGGUCUAUUUAAAAAUAUUAGAAUGUUCCCUGGAGUUCUUAAAUAGUGCAGCUAUGGUGUGACAUGAAUUAUUGAACAAAGAAGCAAAACCAUUUUGCACUGUUCUCUCGGUAUUUUUUUUUUUUUACCGUAAUGUACUGGAUGCUUUAUGAAUGGUAGCAUGGGAUUGGUACUGUAAGGAAUAUACUUUUUUGGGUUGCAUGUGUUUAUUUUGAAUUACAUAAAAUAUAUUGGGUCAGAUCCUCUUACAUACACCUCCUUUCUGGUGACUUUGGGCCAACCUAAAACAGCUGAGAGUCCCCUUGCAUAGGAGAAUCCUGGGUGACAUAAACCUCUGUACCACCUACUUCUGGCUCUUGGCAUCAAAGGGGGAAGGAGAAGGUGUGGCCAAAAUAUGCUGUGCUCUGGGCAUCCAGAGUCAUUCCCAUCUGCACCCUGAAUCAGGGGCUAUGCCCUACCCCCUUAGCUCCAUAGGUUGUCAAGCAUAACUCAAGCACAUGUGAGGAUCUAGCCCAUAAUGUCCAUAAAUGAUAUUUCUGUGUUGUGUGGGGUUUUGUGGUUAUCUUGUUUUUAUAGCAACAAGUUCUCUAAUCAGAUUCAUUCACUUUUUUAAGCUAUUUAAACAGUCUUAUCCACUGACAAAGGCAUCACUAAACUUUUAAAAACUCGUAUAAGUCUAAUUGCUGUCUGGCAGUCUAACUGACAGAUGCAAAAAUAAAUAAAUCUGAUUCAGAGCAAUAAUCUGAAGGGCGUAGGUGAGUGGUUUUCAACCUGUGGUAGGCGGACCUGCAGACUAUGUCUAAGGGCUGGUCUUCACUACGGGGAGAUCAACAUUGCUGCAAUCAAUGCAACGGGUCGAUUUAGUGGGUCUAGUAAAGACCCGCUAAAUCAAUGACAGAGCACUCUCCAGUCAACCCCGGCAUGCCACCUCUCUGAGAAGAGUAAGGGAAGUCAACCGGAGAACGUCUCCCAUCAACGCAGCUCAGUGAAGACACUGGGGCAAGUCGACCAAAGCUACGUCGACUCCAGCUUUGUUAUUCACGUAACUGGAGUAGUGUAACUUAGGUCAACUUACCCUGGUAGUGAAGACAAGCCCUAAGAUUUCCAAAGGGGUCUGCACCUCUAUUUGAAAUUUUUGAGGGGUCCCACAAAUGAAAAAAAGUUGAAAGCCACCAGUGUAGGUGAUUAUGCAACUCUAGUCGUAAUGCUCAAUACAGGGCACGUCUGUGUAUAUAUUUCUGCAGAUAUUUUUAAACUAUAUUUAUGCAGCUGGAGCUUGGACAGGUGCUUCCUAUAAAUCUAAUGAGAGAGGAGCUGCAACGUGCAAGUCUUCAGCAUUUUUGUAAUAGCUUUAAAAUAAAUGAAAGGGACCAAGCAGCAUUUUUUCAUGUGCUUUGUAGGUGUAAUAACCAAACAGAGCAUGACUGAGGAAACAGAGAGAUCAAAAUAAAGCUUGAAAUAUCUGUUCAAUCAGUUUCUUUAAAGUUCUCAAUUAACAUUUUAGUAAUUUUUUAUUUCAAAAAUUCUUGGGUACAGUUUGUUUUAUUGUGUAUAAUUAAAUAUUUUCAUUCAUC